CCCAGGAGGCUUCAAAUGAGCCACGGUGGAACGGUUCUGCACAGAACCAAGAUGCAGCGCCUCGACGUGCUCGUGUGUCUCGCAGCGAUUUGUUUGGCUUCGUCUCGGGCCACCGUCGUGGACCCCAGAGGAUCUCGGCCCGUUGAGCAAGGCACCAGGUCUGAUAAGUGUGCCACUGAGAAGGAGUGGCCUUUCUGCACGGACGACCAAUGGGGCCCCAAGUGCCCGUCGGGCUGCAGGAUCCAGGGCCUGAUGGACCACUACGACCACGGCGCGCUGACCAAGAUCGAGAAGAUCCGCCAGCUCCUGGAGCAGAACCGGGCCCAGCACCGGUCCACCGACGUGAUCUCCAAGGAGACCUACACCCAGCUGGCCGAAAAGCUCACGCUGGAGUCCGGUAACGGCAACAUCUACUACGACCUGGCCCAGAAUCUGCGUAAGAGGAUCACGGACAUGAAGAUCCGGAUCGACCGUCAGAUGAUAAUCCUGAGGGCCCUGAAGGACCGGGUCAAGGACCAGGUGGUGGAGAUGCAGAGGCUGGAGGUGGAUAUCGACAUUAAGCUCCGCUCCUGCAAAGGUUCGUGUCAAAGUUACACGAAGUACGAAGUGGACCACGAGAGCUACACGGCCCUGGAGAAACAGAUCAACCAGCUGGACUCGUCCCAAAACAUCGAGUCCGUGGGGACGCUGCACGUGAUGAAGAGCCGGCCGAUGAAGGACGUCGCGGUGAACACGCUGCACAAGUCCAAGGACCUGGGCGGAGGCCAGCACACCGACAUGUUCCCCGAUGUGCACACUGUUGAGUUCAUCCUCGAGCAGGAGGGCUCUUUCUCAUCACCGGCAACCGUCUCCAAGCUCUCAGGUACGACGUACGCUCAGUCCAAACCCUCAUCGGGCUCCUCCUCUAAAUCCAUCACCGAGUUCGGGGGCGAUAUCUUCGGCGGCGGCGGCGGCGCCGGCCCCCCCAGCCAGCCGGCCACAGGAGGUCACACGUCCACCAGAACCGCCGGCUGCUCCCGGAGCAUCAGGAAGACCAUCGUCCACUCCAAGGACGGGCCGGUGGAGAAGACGGAGGAGGUGAUCGAGGGAGGACCCGAGUGCCGGAGCAUGACGGACUUCACCAAGGGAGGGAUGGGCGCCUUCUUCCCCGGCUUCACGUCAUCAUCAUCUUCCUCCUCGUCUUCGUCUCUGACCAAGGCGGUCCACUCCGGCGGCACCAAGGGUUUCGACCUGAGCGAUCCGUUCGGCGACGACCUCGGCCUCUUCAAGACGGGCGCCGUCGAGGACGACCUCCCCGACUUCCACGCCCGGAGCGUGAAGAGCUCGCGCACCGAGCGCCACGCCGAUUAUAUAGGAAAAGAUUGCGUGGAGGCCCGCCAGAACCACCUGAAAGGGGAAGCCAACGGCCUGUUUAAGAUCAGACCCGGCGGCGCGGACCCCGCUCAGGUGGUGCAGGUGUUCUGCCAGCAGGAGGGGCUAAUGGGCGGGUGGCUGCUAGUGCAGCAGAGGGGCGGCGGCGGCGGUGGUGGUGGCGGCGGCGGCGGCGGCGCGCUCGGCUUCAACCGCUCCUGGGCCGAGUACCGCGGCGGCUUCGGCUCGGUGGACGCCGGCGGCGAGGGGGAGUUCUGGCUCGGCAACCAGAACCUCCACCUGUUGACCAAUCGGGGCGGCGAGAGCAUCCUGAAGGUGGAGCUGGAGGAUUGGGAAGGGGGCGUGGCCUUAGCCGAGUACGCCGUGGCGGUCGGCCCGGAGGAGGAGGGGUACCCGCUGAGCGUGUCCGCGUACACCGGCGACGCCGGCGACGCCCUGGCGGCCCACGCCGGCACGAGGUUCAGCACCUUCGACAGGGGCGGCGCCGGGGGGGGGGGUGGCUGCGCGGCGCGCGGUGGCGGCGGCUGGUGGCACCGCCCCGGCUGCCAGUCGGCCAACCUCAACGGCGUCUACCACCAGGGGGCGCGCGGCGGCGGCGAGGGGAACGGCGUCGCCUGGCCGACAUACAAACCGGCCGGCUACAGCCUGAAGGCCGCGCGCAUGUUCAUCCGGCCCGCCGCCUUCUAGCCGGGGGGCGGGGCUUAUGGGUCUGAACCCCCAAAAACAACUCAUCGUUUCAAAAGUCAAACAGCGUCGCCGUGUGUGUGUGUGUGUCUCUGUGUGUGUGUGUGUGUCUCUGUGUAUGUGUGUGUGUGUACAUGUUCAUCUCACUGAACUCUCAUAAAGAUCCCAUGUUCACUUCA
This is a messenger RNA of Pseudoliparis swirei, 2234 nucleotides long. RefSeq names its product fibrinogen alpha chain (gene fga). The coding region runs from base 16 to 2058 and encodes 680 amino acids. The record is from RefSeq and is a predicted model, not a curated record. Gene Ontology annotation, biological process: platelet activation; blood coagulation; protein polymerization. Gene Ontology annotation, molecular function: signaling receptor binding. Lineage: Eukaryota; Metazoa; Chordata; Actinopteri; Perciformes; Liparidae. The transcript is spliced from 8 exons. Gene Ontology annotation, cellular component: fibrinogen complex.